UGUAAUCAUGUUUUGAGCGUAUUGAUUUCGUGCGCGCGCUCCAAUUGGCAGCGUCUCCGGCGCCGGCGCGUCAUCGUCGGUUCACGUCGACGAGUUGUAAGCAAAUGAGAACCUGUGUGUGUCGGUGAGAGGGUGUAAAGGGUGUAAAGGGUGUAAAGGGUGCACAGAGAGGUGUGACCGGGAAAAAAAGACUAUUUUAUUACCCUGACAAGUGGAUAUUAGAUUGGAUCGCUGGACUAAUUUUUCUUUUUGUUGUAAUUUUCUUUGCGUAUUUUUUUUUUCAGACUGGGAAUUUAUCGAUUGGUCACGUGCGUCUCUUCGUUAUCGCCGCAGACAGUUGGCUGCUGUUCGGGGUGAAUGGACCUGAAUGUGCCGCUGCCAGCUCGAUCCGUGCAGUCUGGAAGAUUUAAUAAUUCACGGUAAUCACGCAUUAUCGCCUCAGUGGAUGCUCUCAACGUAGCUCUGGUAACCCCCCCCCCCCCCCCUCCUCCUCCUCCACUCCCCCACCUUUCUUUUCUCAUUCUUCCUGUUGUCUUCCUGAGGAUUUAUCGACGACACGCUUUGCCAAUACGCUCCUUAUCAGAAUUAUCAUCUGUUGCUGCCGCUGGAUUGAAAAGCGCCCCCCCCCUCCCUCCCUCCCUCCGGCUCCCCCGUGACCGGCGCGGGCGCGCGUUACGGAUCGGCUGCCUGGAGGUGAUGUGGACCUUUUAGACCAGAAGCCGUUCGAUAAUUCACUCCAGGUAAAAUGGACGAAAAAUUACUCUUACUUUUAUUACUUCUCUUAUCGCUCCACGCGCGGCUGUGAUUCGGCUCGUGCGCACCAUGGUCCUCGCGCUGCGCUGAAUUGCUCCUUAUUGAUUCAGACCGCGCGCUUAAUAGGCAACAUUCAACGUGAAGUGACACGGAGGACAGUUGGCUAUUGGCAUCGUGGAGGUAUCCCCCCCCCCCCCCCCUCCCUCGCAAUUGAUUUGAUUUAUUCCAUUUUUCGACGGAGGGGUCAAUGCUGAUGAUGGAGGACGACGAACUGGACGCUCAUCAGGUUGAUUCGGAUUUCGAACCGCAGAGCCGGCCUCGCUCGUGCACCUGGCCGCCGCCGUGCCCGGAGGAUUUCCCCGGAGGACACCAGGUCAGCGGGGGUCUCCCGCUGGCCAACAUCAAGGUGGAACCAGACGAGGUCCCGGCGUGCGUAGCGGGGCUCGCGGGCGGAGCGCCGGGAGAGCUGACGCAUGCGGCCGGCACCCCGGCACCCGCGGGCGCGACGCACCCCUGCUUGGCCGGCGCGGCGCUGGAUGUGACGGGACCGCUGCGCAAAGCCAAAUCCUCGCGGCGGAACGCGUGGGGGAACCAGUCCUACGCGGAUCUCAUCACCCGCGCCAUCGAGAGCACCGCGGAGAAGCGGCUCACGCUGUCACAGAUCUACGACUGGAUGGUCCGCUACGUGCCCUACUUCAAGGAUAAGGGCGACAGCAACAGCUCGGCCGGCUGGAAGAACUCCAUUCGACACAACCUGUCCCUCCACACACGCUUCAUCAGGGUGCAGAACGAGGGAACAGGGAAGAGCUCUUGGUGGAUGCUGAACCCAGAUGGAGGGAAAAUGGGCAAGUCCCCCCGCCGGCGAGCAGUCUCCAUGGACAACAGCACCAAAUACCUGAAAAGCAAGGGCCGCGUCAGAGGCAAGAGGGUUGGCCGUCCCGGGACCGGAGCAGGGCCGGUUGUGGCUGGGCUCCAGGGUUCCCCCGACCGAAGCAGCCCGCCACGGAAAGGCCUCCCUGGAGCUGGAGGUGCAUCUGGGAUAGAUGGAGAGUUUGAUGCCUGGACGGACCUCCAUUCCCGAGCCAGCUCAUCAGCCUCCACCCUCAGCGGCCGUCUUUCCCCCAUACUCGCCGAGGGAGAGCCGGAGGAACCCGAGGAGGGUGGCCUGUCCUGUUCCACCUCCCCCCACCUCUACCCCUCACCGACCAGUGCCCGGUCUCCCUCCAGGGGGGCGGGGAAUCUCUGUCCUCCCCUUGAGCAGCUGCCCCAACUAGCUAACCUGACCGGCGCCAUCAGCCUGGAGGAGCAGCUGGUGGAGGAUAGCUACCAUCACCACCACCCGCCGCAGCAGCAACACCAACAGCAUCCGGCUGUUGGACGACACAAGCACCCGACCCCUGUGUACCACUACAGUUCUGGAGGGAAGGGGCAGAGUCCCUACGGGGCCGGCGCCUACGGGGCCACGGGCAUGGGGAUGCUGCGCCACCACUCCCCCAUGCAGACCAUUCAGGAGAACAAGCCGGCGAGUUUCUCUGGUACCAUGCGGGCGUACUCCAGCACCAACGCCCUGCAGAGUCUGCUUACAGGCGGCCCGGCCAGGCAACAGUACUGUUCCAAGGACAUGAUGCUGGGGCAGGAGAGGGAAAGCCAUCCCAUGAUGGGCCAGGCCAGUAAUGGAGUGGGCUCCGGGCCUCACAGCCACCACCCGGGCCACCUCAACGGCCACAGCCACAACGGAACUCACAGUCACAGCUCGGCUCACGGCCACAAUAGAACUCACAGCCAUACAAGUGGUCAUAAUCACAACAGCGUCACCAACCACAGCUCACCUCUCAGCCUCGCUCACAACGGUCACAACCUCAGCCACAGCCAUAGCAGCACGCCGCCGCGGGCCGUGGCCCUCAUCCCGCGUGGCAACGGCAACCCGCUGCACGCCUACGGCCACAAAGCUCCCUACCUGUACAGCCCGCCAUCGCAUGCGCACCUCCCCGCCUCCACCACCCUCCCCCCCAACCCAGCAGGUAUGCUCGGCAUGCCCCAGGACUCGUGCCACGUGGCCGCUGCCCCACACCCCCGCCACAACCAUUACCCCGAUCCACAGCACCAGGGCAUGGCCGACGGGCCGUACCACCACGGCCAGGGGAUGGGCAAUGGCAGCGUAGGUAGCAACUACCACGGCUACCACCACCCUCACCCCCACGAGAGACUACCAGCCGACCUGGACAUCGACAUGUUCCACGGCAGCUUGGACUGCGACGUGGAGUCCAUCCUGCUCCAUGACAUCAUGGACUCCGGGGAGGAGAUGGACUUUAACUUCGACUGCUCCCUGGCCCAGGGGGUGGGCAUGGGCAUGGGGGUGGGCAUGGGUGUGACCAUGGGCAUGGGGAUGAGUGGUCUGACUGGACCGCAGCAAGGCCACAGCAACCAGAGCUGGGUGCCAGGCUGAAGUCUGGGACAGAACUUACCCCCCCCAGCCCCCCCCGCCCAUGACACGCUGUGCUCAACUGUGACAUUCCUGACUCGGCACAGAGACUUUAGGACCAACGCUCCCCUCCCGCUAUGUUGUCUUCUUUUGCCCCCCCCCCCCCUGAGAGAUGUAGUUCACGUCACAUUGGUUUUUUCUCCUUAUCAGCUGUACUGUGAUGACAAUCUCUCAGCUGUGCUGCCCGUCACUGCUUCUCACCGUCCAACGUGAGAACUUAACUCUCAAUGCACUUUAUGGCAAGUGGGUCCCGUCUCAGAGCAGCGGGGGCAGAGCUCGGCACGUCGCGUGAGGAAGCUGCAGAAUGGGACGUAAACACAGGCUCCAUUGAUUAGGUCUUUUAUUACAUUACAUGUCAUUUAGCUGACGCUUUUAUCCAAAGCGACUUACAAUAAGUGCAUCAAAGUCUUGGUAUUGAAUUCAAAUUGAACCUUUUCUCACAUCGUUUGGGACUAGAACCGUAGACCAAUGCUGCUGAAAAUCUGUUUUUCUGUUUGAACUCAUCAGAUCGUUUAGUUGUUUUCUUUUUUUAUACCUCACAUGCGUUUAGUCCUUGAGGCUCCUGGAUGUAACGUCGUGUCAUUGCCCUUUAGCCUUCAGUAAAGAAUGCUGUCACUACACCGUUAAGUCGAUUUAAUCAUCACUGGCGACAUGCAAUUUGGUGGAUUAAAAUGCUGCAUCUCACCUGAGCCGCCAGCUUCCUCUCAAUGACCAUUUCUCACACGCAGCCAUUAAGGUGUCCCGAUUGAAAUUCAGCAUCUUGCUUUUAAUCUCCAAAGUGAUGCGGCGGCGAUGCGUCAUUAUUGAGAAUCUAACAUGUUGUCCUCCCAUCUCUCACCACCCCCCCCCCCCCCCCCCGGGCGACGUAAUGCGCCGAGAAAGCAACGCGAGGCCGUGAUUAACGUCGAGUCGCUCUGCCGUCCUGCUCUGAGAAGGACCAGCGUCCCCUCAGAGGGGAAGGAAGAACAAGCGCCUGUUGUGUCAGUGCGAUCAAUCAAUGUGUGUGUGUGUGUGUGUGUGUGUGUGUGUGUGUGUGUGUGUGUGUGUGUGUGUGUGUGUGUGUGUGUACUCGUAUUGUAAAUCAUCCCCAAUGUCGGUAUUUUGUAUUUCCUUGUUUCCACGUUUUCAGUGCUUCAAAUACUCAAAUGGGUUUGAUGGGACGUCAUUAAGGAGAAAACAAUCAGCUGAUCCGAGAGCAUGAGUCUAUGUGGGUGGUUCUGCCCCCCCCCACACACCCUCAGCCCCCCCAUCCACAUCCACUUUUUGUGUGUAUAUUCUGUUGUCUUGUAGUUGUUGUUGUAUUGUUGAAAUUCUAAGGACCAACGAGGACACGUCUGAAUUAUCCACAGUCCGGGUGGUGACCUUCCUGUGUUCCACUACGGUGCCCCCCCCGCCCCCCCCCCCCCAUCACACACACACACUCCCCUCAGCUGUGGGAUUCUCCAGCUUGUUUCUCGCAGCCUUGAGAGAGGAAAACGACACCCGUAUUCUCCAGUUCCCUGAAGGAGACUCCCUGCCCACAAAGGGAAAUGAUGGGGGGGUUAAGAGCAGGGCAGGGCGGGGGGCGGGGGCGGGGGGGUUUACAGCCAAAGGUCAAGCACAGCACAGACUAUCGGACCCAUUAUCGGAGUAAAUACCUUUAUUUCAGGGCUUUUAGUCGCGCUGGUUCCAGAUAAUCUCCGUGAGGAAAAUGCGAGGAAUUUGGGCCUCACAGAGGCGUCACGUUGAAAGCUGCAGACGUGUAGUAACGCCCGGCUAUUGGAAAGAGAGCUAUAUGAUGUCUAAUUUUCCUAUAUUUAUUUAUCAAAGAGAUUGGUCUUUGUCACUCCUACAUGUGGUAGUUGUUUGAGUCAACUCCUAACCCUUCUUUUCUCUGUUUUCUAAGAUGUCUCUUUGCUCCUUUUACUGACUUUUAUUUUGUACAAAAUCUAUAUAUUAAGAAUACUGUAAAAUAGUUUUUGAAAUCUCGAAAUAAUAUCAGUUUUGUUGUCUAUUUCUUUUUUAAGAGAAUGUAUCUCAUCAUCUGGUGACUGGUAAAUAAAUGAAAUAUAAAAAAGGUGUUUUUUUAUUAAUGCAAAACAAGCUGAUAGAACAAAUCCACGUGCUUUGUUUGUUCAUUUAUUUCUUCAUUAUGUUGUUUUGUGCUUAACUUAAGCACAGUCAGACCACCAUGUUUCACCUGAGCACUAAGCGGCAGCGUGGGAGGUG
This is a messenger RNA of Pungitius pungitius (ninespine stickleback), 5443 nucleotides long. Its product is annotated as forkhead box protein O6-like. Gene Ontology annotation, cellular component: nucleus. Gene Ontology annotation, molecular function: DNA-binding transcription factor activity, RNA polymerase II-specific; RNA polymerase II cis-regulatory region sequence-specific DNA binding. The record is from RefSeq and is a predicted model, not a curated record. NCBI's taxonomy places the organism in Eukaryota, Metazoa, Chordata, Actinopteri, Perciformes, Gasterosteidae. The transcript is spliced from 2 exons. Gene Ontology annotation, biological process: regulation of transcription by RNA polymerase II. Bases 1001 to 3199 code for a protein of 732 amino acids.